Molecule: messenger RNA, 435 nt
Organism: Sphaerulina musiva SO2202
Lineage: Eukaryota; Fungi; Ascomycota; Dothideomycetes; Mycosphaerellales; Mycosphaerellaceae
Product: cysteine proteinase
Exons: 1
Coding region: 1-435 (144 amino acids)
Biological process (GO): protein deubiquitination
Cellular component (GO): cytosol; nucleus
Molecular function (GO): cysteine-type deubiquitinase activity; cysteine-type endopeptidase activity
Source: RefSeq, a predicted model, not a curated record
AUGAGAGCACAGUCGCGCCCAGGCUACACGGCACCGGCCCAACAACGCUACAUCCGACUCACAUCUUGCCCCGACGUCCUCGUCAUACAGCUCACACGAACUGCGCUAGAUCUUUACGGUAACGAAUUCAAAGUCAUGACCGAUCACGAUUUUCCCGAAAUCUUGGAUUUAUCCGAAUAUCUCGCCGACCCCACCGCUCAAGUGCGAUAUCGUUUCUCAGGAAUGGUCGCGCAUCAUGGAAAUGAAAUUGGCGCUGGUCAUUAUAUCGCUGGUGUGCGAGGUGCGGUCGAAGGAAGCGGAUUUCGCCUCAUUAACGAUUCGAGGAAGGUUGUCAGCACUAACAACUUUGCGGAUAUUCAGCAGCCGAUUUGGGAUAAGAAGGACAGAUUUCAGCCGUAUGUUUUGUAUUAUACUAAAAUACGCGGAAAGAAGUGA